Molecule: messenger RNA, 1545 nt
Organism: Candoia aspera
Lineage: Eukaryota; Metazoa; Chordata; Lepidosauria; Squamata; Candoiidae
Product: olfactory receptor 5AS1-like
Exons: 2
Coding region: 1-1545 (514 amino acids)
Biological process (GO): G protein-coupled receptor signaling pathway
Cellular component (GO): membrane
Molecular function (GO): odorant binding; olfactory receptor activity; G protein-coupled receptor activity
Source: RefSeq, a predicted model, not a curated record
AUGUCUGGACAAAAUCGCUCUUCAGUGUCUGAAUUCAUCCUCCUUGGAUUUUCAGAACAGCCAGAAAUGACAGCUCCUCUUUUCAUAUUUUUCCUAAUGAUCUAUGUUAUCACAAUAGUGGGUAACUUGGGCAUGAUUUUGCUGAUCAGAAUGGACCCUCAGCUUCAUACACCCAUGUACUUUUUCCUCAGCAACUUGGCUUUCAUAGAUUUUUGCUAUUCUUCCACCAUCAUCCCCAAGGUUUUGGCAAUUUUCCUGUCAAGAAGGAAAACCAUUUCCUUCACAGGAUGCUUCAUCCAAAUGUACUUCUUUCUUGCUUUUGCCAGUACAGAGUGCAUUCUUUUGGGGCUGAUGGCAUAUGACCGUUAUGUGGCCAUCUGCAAUCCUUUGCUGUACCCUUCCCUCAUGUCCCAUGCCCAAUGCCUCAAAAUGGCAGGAGGAGCCUUCACAGCUGGAUUCCUGAACUCCAUAAUUCAUACCACCCUAAUAGGUACUUUAUCUUUCUGCCAGUCCAAUGAAAUCAACCACUUCUUCUGUGAUCUCCCCCCACUCCUUAAGCUGUCAUGCUCAGACACCUCUGCAAGGAAAACAAGACUGAGCAAAAUGGCCAAGUGGAACCACACAACAGUGCACGAGUUCCUUCUCCUUGGCUUCACCGAUCGUCAAGAGAUCAAUACAGGCCUCUUUGUCCUCUUUUUAGCCAUCUAUGUGGCCACUUUGGUGGGGAACAUUGGUAUUAUAUUAUUAACCUGGAUCUGCCCCAGUUUAUACAGUCCAAUGUACUUUUUCCUCAGCAAUUUGGCUUUCUUAGAUAUUAGUUAUUCUUCCACCAUUGCUCCCAAGAUGCUGGUCAAUUUCUUAAAAGAGAAGAAGGCUAUUUCAUUCGCAGGGUGCAUUGCUCAAAUGUAUCUGUUUGCUUCCUUUGCAGAUGCUGAGUGCCUUCUUCUGGCUGCCAUGGCAUAUGACCGCUACAUGGCCAUUUGUAACCCGCUACUCUACCCUGUCCAUAUGUCUCACAAAGUGUGCAUCUCUUUGGUAACAGGUUCUUAUCUGAUUAGCAGCAUGACCUCAUUGGUGCAUACUUGUUUUACUUUUCACAUCUCCUUCUGUGGAUCAAAUGUCAUCAAUCAUUUCUUCUGUGACAUCCCUCCACUCUUAGCUCUCUCCUGUUCCAGCACCCACGUAAAUGAGAUGCUCCUUUUCUCCCUGUGUGGUUUUAUACAAAUGAGCACUUUCUUGUUCAUCUUCGUCUCCUAUUUCUCUAUCCUUUACACCAUUUUGAAAAUUCCUACCAAUAAAGGCCGCCAGAAAGCAUUUUCAACUUGCAGCUCCCACUUAAUUGCUGUUGCCCUUUUCUAUGGCACCCUCCUUUUCACUUAUCUACGACCUACUUCCAGUUAUGCCCUAGACACUGAUAAAAUAAUCUCAGUUUUUUAUACUGUGGUGUUUCCCAUGAUGAACCCCUUCAUCUAUAGCCUGAGGAACAGUGAAGUGAAGGAUGCCUGGAAGAAAACAUUGGGAAGAAAUGUUUCCUGUCAUUCAUGA